This is a messenger RNA of Diplodia corticola, 999 nucleotides long. RefSeq names its product thymine dioxygenase. The record is from RefSeq and is a predicted model, not a curated record. NCBI's taxonomy places the organism in Eukaryota, Fungi, Ascomycota, Dothideomycetes, Botryosphaeriales, Botryosphaeriaceae. The coding region runs from base 1 to 999 and encodes 332 amino acids. Gene Ontology annotation, molecular function: dioxygenase activity. The transcript is spliced from 3 exons.
AUGGACUUCCCUCAACUCGACUACGCUGACGUAACCAGCGGUGACCCGGCUCGCCGCGAGAGGUUUGCCGCCGAGUUGGUCAAGAGCUUCGAAACCUUUGGCUUUGCCUCAAUCAUCAACCAUGAGGUGCCCGAAGAAACAAUCAAGGAGUGCUUUGAAUAUAGCCGCAAGUUCUUCGCGCUCCCCCACGAGACUAAGAUGUUGUCGAAGCAUCCUCGGGGAAUAGCACCACGCGGCUACAGUUUCGUAGGCCAGGAAAACCUGUCCAGCCUGACCCGAGCGGACAGAAACAUGGCCAAGUACAUCGAAACAAAGGAGUCAUGGGACCAGGGAGCGCCGAAUGACACUCCCAACCCCACCAACUGGGCUGCCACCGAGGCGAUCCCGGGAUUCCGAGAAUUCAUGGAAGCCAUGUUCAACACGAUGCACGAUUUCGAGGAGCGGCUGCUUUCGGCACUGGCGCUGGGGCUGGGACUCCCCGCAACACACUUCGACCGGAUGCACACGGACCGUGUCAACGAGUUCCGGCUGCUGCACUACCCAGAGGUCAAAGUCAAGGACAUCCUGACGCCCGACGCAACGCAGCGCACCCGGGCAUCCGAGCACACCGACUUCGGCAGCCUGACGCUGCUCUUCCAGGACUCGGUCGGCGGCCUCGAGGUUGAGGCGCACGACCAGCCCGGCACCUUCUACCCGAUCAAGGCCGCCAGCCCGGCCAUGAUCAUCAACAUUGGCGACUCGAUGCAGCGCUGGACGAACGACCGCCUGCGCUCUACCAUUCACCGCGUCUCCGUGCCGGCGGCCCUGCGCAAGGCUGGAGAGGAUGGCUCCGAGGAUGCAGUAAUCCCGUCGCGGUACUCGAUUGUCUUUUUCGGGAAGCCGAACAGGGAUGUUUCGCUGUAUCCUUUCCCCCAGUUCAUGAAGACUGGAACAAAGUACCCUGACAUCACGGCUGGCGAGUACAACCAUGUGAGGGUCGUGACGACGCAACCACAAUAG